AUGAGCCCGCAGGAUGGGCUGGAGGACGGCCGGGAGCCACGGGCUGAGGCCCCGGAGGAGGAGGGCUCCCUGGAGGAGGGCUCCCUGGGGCUGUUGGCUGACGACGGUGUGAGCCGGGACAGUUCCUUUGACUCGGACUCGGACGCCGCCUCCUCGCCCUUCUGCCCCUCGCGCACCAGCACAGCGCCGGCCGAGAGCAGCAGCAGCUCCGUGUUCAUGGACAGAGGCGACAGUGGCCAUGAGCUGUCGCUGGUGGACAAGGGCACAGACACGACGUGGCCCACCCAGGCAGUGGCCGAGAGAGGACAUGCAUACAGAAAGCUGGACGUGGCUACCUGGCUCAGGCACCUGAACGACCUGGGCCAGGCGGAGGAGUACAGGCUGCGGAAGCUGAGGUCUGCAGCCACUUUCUUGGGUGGAAUCAACGUGUCCCUCCGCGAGGAGGUGUGGCCCUUCCUGCUAGCUACUAUGUCGCAGGAGCGGGAGGCGCUGCAGGCCCAGAAGCGCCAGGACACAGCCAUCCAGCAGGGCAGGGUCCUGUUGAAUUACGCCGUGUGCAACCUGGCCGUCGGCUACUCCCAGGGUAUGUCCUACCUGGUGGCGCCCGUCCUGGCCGAGGUCCUGGAUGAGUCGGACACCUUGUGGUGCUUUGUGGGCUUGACGCAGAACACCAUAUUUGUCAGCUCACCCCGUGAGGACAUGGAGAAAGGGAAGCUGGCUCACCAGGCCGGGCAGGGAGUGGACUCUGGCAAGGGCACCAUGGGCGAGGGCUCAGAUGCUGGCAAGGGCACGGGCACAUGGGCCCGCCAGACCCCUGGGACUGUGCUCCGCAAAGCCAUCCCCUCGCCGGCCAUGCCUCUGCUCACCGCCUGCCUCCGGGGGCGCGUGUGCCUUGAUCCAUGCUUCCACCACCACCUGCUGCAGCUGGGUGAGGACGGCCUGCAGCUGCUCCUCUGCCACCGCUGCCUGCUGCUGUGCUUCAAGCGGGAGUUCCCUGAGGCCGAGGCCCUGUGCGUGUGGGCGGCCUGCUGGACCCACUACUAGACAGAUUACUUCCACCUCUUCAUCUGUGUGGCCAUCAUGGCCAUCUACGGGCACGACAUCAUUGAGCAGCUGGCCGCUGACCAGAUGCUGCCGCGCUUUGGAAACCUGGCCAUGCAGAGGAACGGAGAGCUGGCGCUCAGGAAGGCGAGGAGUUUGCUCUAUCGGUUCAGCCUCCUGCCCCGCAUCCCCGGCAGCCUGCAUGACAUCUGCGAGCUGUGUGGGACAGGCAUGUGGGACAGCGGGUACAUGCCCGCUGUGGAGUGCACUGGCUAGCACCCGGGCUCCGAGAGCUGCCCAUUCGGGGGCACCAUGGAGUUGCUUUCUCCCAAGCCCCCGACAGAAUGCAAGAAGGGCCCCAAGGCGCCCAGGGAAGGCUUGGGGUUCCGCAAAUAG
Messenger RNA from Ochotona princeps (American pika), 1437 nucleotides. RefSeq names its product TBC1 domain family member 16 (gene TBC1D16). Gene Ontology annotation, cellular component: early endosome. The record is from RefSeq and is a predicted model, not a curated record. Gene Ontology annotation, biological process: activation of GTPase activity. NCBI's taxonomy places the organism in Eukaryota, Metazoa, Chordata, Mammalia, Lagomorpha, Ochotonidae. Gene Ontology annotation, molecular function: GTPase activator activity.